Exaiptasia diaphana is the source of this 2068-nucleotide messenger RNA. RefSeq names its product stabilizer of axonemal microtubules 1. Bases 135 to 1682 code for a protein of 515 amino acids. NCBI's taxonomy places the organism in Eukaryota, Metazoa, Cnidaria, Anthozoa, Actiniaria, Aiptasiidae. Gene Ontology annotation, molecular function: microtubule binding. Gene Ontology annotation, biological process: microtubule anchoring. Gene Ontology annotation, cellular component: cytoskeleton. The record is from RefSeq and is a predicted model, not a curated record. The transcript is spliced from 4 exons.
UCAAAGGUUUGUAUACAUGGUCAAAACCUGAGUAAAAGCUUGGGAAACUGCAGCGCCUUGUAUGUGAGAUUUUAGCCGAAUUUCUAAAGGAAACCUUGGGUGUUUAUCUCUGCUGAAAKUAACACAGAUCCAAGAUGGUUGUAGAUAGAAAAUACUCCGCGGAAACAAGGCAGCUUUUAAAUCAGAAAGRSCUGAAAUGCGUCUGCGAGCUGUGCGAUUGUGGACGCUAUCAUCGACACGAAGGCUGUACCAAGAAUGUCCAUAAGAUUCAGCAAGUUUUUAAGCGUCCAGGAAUGGGUCACGUGGCGACUGACUAUCAGAACACUUACAAGCAGCAUGAGCAUGCUCGUCAAAGACAUCUAAUGAGACCAUURCCUAAACUUCGUAAUCCCAACCCUCCCCCCAUGGAUUUUAGAACUGAGCAAAGAAUGGAGUUUAUAGAGAGAGAGAUACCUAUGACUAAACCUUGUAAGAUGGCCGAAUCAUACGAGCGAUCCGAUGAAAAGUUGGAUGGCCUCACAGUUUAUAAACAAGAAUUCAUUCAGCGAGGAAUUCCUUCUGUUCCCAAAGUAACCCGUCCACAGACGAUCAUCGCUCCAAACAUGACAAAGUUUCAAGACAAAACAACUCAUAACACAACCUUCACACGCAAGGUUCCUGCUCCACAAGUGACAUAUGGCGAACUGCCAAGCUUUACCGGUUCUAUCUUGUUCCCUGAUCCUGCGUCGGACGUAAAGACAACAAACCAGGAAGUUUAUAAAGGGAAAUUCGCUAAAGUAGCUGAUUUAUGUAAACCAGCACAAGCACAGGUUACCAUCGGCAUUGAAGGGCAGYACUCACACGAAACUACCCAUCGCGAUACAUUCAAAACCCCUGAUAAAGAAGGAAGACAACAGCUGAGGAAACGAAACCCGAAUCUAAAAACGGACGCGCGAGCCAAAUUUCAAUCUCAGACGCAAUUCAAGAGUGACUUCCCAGGUUAUGGCGGGAAAAUGCCCAAGCCCACAAGGAUGAUCCAGCCGCCACCAGAAACAGUCAACCUGGCUAUGAAUAACAAAAGGGAGUUUAAAACGACCAAUGAGCAGUUCUUUACGCCGUCUUGGGAYCCCAAGACUAUUGGUAGAACCCAGAUAUUAAAGCCUGAUGCAGGGAUCUAUAAAAAACCCGACGUUAAGAUGCAAACAGUCACGCAAUCCAUGACUGAUUACAUUGAAAAGGAGCCAGUCAAAAUGCCCAAUAUUCGACCACAGACACGAACAGAACCGAACAAAUCAAAGUUUCGCGAUGAGACGGCAUAUAACAGCCAGUUUAAACACUAUGGAACAGCCCCAUUUAAGCGUUACGGAGACCYACACGAAUCAGGCUACUACCUCAAACCUGUUACCAAGUUCUAUCAGGAUGGGUCCGUAACAAUGCAAGACUUCCAAGGUGCACAUGGUGGAAAGCCUAGCACUCCUCACGUACCAAUACAGAAAUUGCAUAACAACGAAGGAGAAAUAUUAGAUCAAACGACUUACAAUUCGACCUAUGUCCAAAAGCCUGCACAAACGUGCUCUUACCUUGAGUGGGURAAGGAGAGGGAAACAAAGAAAAUGGCGGACAAGAUCAUGCAAAAACACCAAACAAACAAGAUGUUUMAGGAAACACACACUGCGAAAACGGCCGUUGUGUGUGGCAAGUGAGUUGCUAUUAUUGAAAAGAAGCGUUCGUAAAAAUAAUCCUAAWGAGAGUGUUGUAAAUUUUGAACUGACCAUAUAGUAGCUACAAUCUACGGAUUAAAACACUUAUCACUGAAGGAACCUUUAUUAUUAUAAUUGAAUCAAUGCACAUAGUUAACUGUUUAGUAUCGGAGACUAUACACUAUUUCAGGUUAUAUGUUGUAUAUUGAUGACUGUCUAUAAUUUAGUCUCCUCUCGAACGAACGUCCUAACGGCUGCGAGAGGAGACUAUCUAUAAUUAUGUGAAUCAAAAACGCAUUUACUAAAGCUCAAAARUAUAGGUUAGGAACUCGUUUUUCUAUGUAUUUGAUAUAUAUAUAUGAUAUGAAUAAAACAUUGAGUACUGAUUA